Messenger RNA from Naegleria fowleri, 3375 nucleotides. RefSeq lists its product as uncharacterized. Lineage: Eukaryota; Heterolobosea; Eutetramitea; Acrasida; Naegleriidae. Bases 1 to 3375 code for a protein of 1124 amino acids. The record is from RefSeq and is a predicted model, not a curated record. The transcript is spliced from 3 exons.
AUGACAGUUGCAGGUGUCAUUUCUCGUCUUGUUUGGUUUUCUUUGGCCUUGAUGGUAUUGGCCAUAUCCCUUGUUUUGAAUUGGAUGAAUUCAUCGAAAGAGAGUUUUUCAUUCCAUUCAACUACUACCAGUAACACACCUUCUUCUUCUUCUUCUUCUUCUACUACUACUACUACUCGUGGAACUCAUCGGAUCAAAUCCAUCAUCCUUCCAUCCUCCCACAGAUGGAACUGUGGUACAACACAGCCUCUCAGUAGUAGUAGUAGCAGCCACUCUUCUUCUUCGAAUGUGACUCUCUACUAUGUUGAAACAGGUGAUUUGAGUGAGAAUUCAUAUCCUGUCCUUCAAUUUCAUCCUACACCAGGUUCACUCUUAUUUAGACAUGAGAAGGAAGAUGAAUUGCUCAAAAAGUAUGGUAUUCGAUUGAUCAAAGUGGAUCGAUCGAAUUUAUACCUUCAGAAUUCUUUUUGUUGUGCCUCUAAAAGUGAACAAUUCAUUCAAUUCGAUUGUAUUUACAAACAUUUGAUUGAACAAGAAUUGAAAUUGAAACCUUCAUACAGUGUAUUGGGAUAUCAAAUGGGAGGAUUUAUGGCAUUGAAUCAUUAUCAUGUCUUGUCAAAGAGAAGAACACAUGAAAGUAUGAGCAAAAUUGAUAGUAUUGUUGUCAUUGCACCCUUAUUACCACCCAUUCAAAAGAAGAGUAGUAGUAGCAGUAGUACCACCACCACCACUAGUAGUAGUAGUAGUAGUAGUGAUCGUAGUAGUAGUACCACCAGUAGUGAUACCAUUGAUAAGAACAAGAGUGAUUCUUCUUGUCUCUAUACCACCACACUACUGUACAAAAUUUACAGCUUGUUGGGUGACAAGUUGGCUUACAAAAUUUUAAAUCCUUUAUGGAAAGUCCAAUCGAAAAUGGCAAGACUAUUCCUCUCCUCUCACUCACUGACUCAUUCUAUCAAUCGAAUGAGUUUUAAGGGUUAUUCAAAUCAUCUCUCUCAAGAGAAUUUGAAUAUUCUUGAUGAAUCCACUCAUCGUAUGAUCCAUGAACUGAAUGCUCUCUCCACUCUCUUUGAAGAAUAUCAUAUUUUGUUGAGCAAUGGAUUGAAGAGAGAAGAGAAUCUCGAGCUUUCUGAGAGGAAUGAUGAUGAAGUCACAAGAAGAAGAACAACCUCUCAUCCUCCUCAUCCUCCAACAUUGGUCAUGGUCACUUCAGCACGUGAGGAAGAGAAGGCUCAUUCCUUUUUGAUGGAUGCUUCCAAGAUGAUUGAUUCCAAACAAAUUAGGAUUCAGAGAGUAGAGACAAAGAAGACCUUCAAUGAUGAUAAGGAUGAUGAUAAACAAGGAGAACAACACUCUUCCUUGGAUGUCUUUGUUUCAGAAUAUGAAAGAGCCUUGUCUUUUAUUGUCCAAAAUAAGCCUUCAUCAUUUUCUGAGAAAUUGACCAACAAAAAAGAACAUGAAUCGGUUGCCUCCACAAUGACCUCCUCAACUCCAAAACAACCACAAGAAUCAACCAGCAUUAAUCAACAACAACAACAACAGCUUACACCGAAAACUACCUCUGAUGAGAGUAGUCAUAAAACAACUUCCGAACCAACUACCACUACGGAUUCAUCUAGUAGUAGUGGUAGCAGCAUCACUGCCUCAACCUCAACCUCCUCUGCCAGUAGUAGUACUGAUAGUAGUACUGAUAGUGGUAGUAAUGGUAGUACAAGAACAUCAUCAUCUCCACCAACCAUUGCAGUCAUUGGUGGUGGAUUGGCAGGAUUGAGUGCUGCUAUUGAGGCAGCAGAAUUAGGUGCAAAAGUAUACUUGUUAGAAAAAGAGGAUCGAACAGGAGGAAAUAGUGCCAAAGCAACCUCAGGUAUCAAUGGUAUUCAUACCAAUGCUCAAAAAAGACUUUCCAUUGAUGACUCUUUUGAUCUCUUUUACUCAGAUACUACCAAAUCUGGUAAAAAUCAAGGUAAUCCUAAAUUAGUAUCUACACUCGUGUCUGAAUCUACAAGUGCUAUUGAAUUUUUAGAAACUCAUGGUAUUGGUAUGGAAUUAAUUACACAAUGUGGUGGACAUUCACGUUCAAGAACACAUCGAUCUGCACCACCCAAAAUGGGCCAAGCCAUGAAUGUUGGACGUGAAAUGACUACCAAAUUAUUAGAUUAUAUUCAAAGAAAAUUAUCCGAUCGUGUUAUUGUAUUGACCAAGUGUGAAAUGAUUGGAUUUAUCACGAACACGAGUGCUUCAAGAGAUGAUGAUUCUGGUGAUGAUUUAAAAAUACCCAUUGGAAUUCGAUAUCGAAAUUUGAGUGAAGAACCACCAUUGACAUCACUCUCCUCAUCAACAUCCUCACCAUCCUCACCCUCCUCCUCAUCAACAUCACCCUCCUCCUCCUCAGAACAUUCUCUUCUCGUUUCAUCAAUCAUUCUCACUACAGGUGGUUAUGCAGCAGAUCGAAAUGGAUAUCUCAAACAAUAUGCUCCACAAUUAUCUCAUCUUCCUACAACCAAUGGACCAUUUGCUAAUGGUGAUGGUAUUCGAAUGUGUGUGAAUGAAUUGAAUGCAUCAUUGAUUCAUAUGGAAUCAAUUCAAGUACAUCCCACUGGAUUUAUUGAUCCACAAAAUCCAAAGAGUAUGACUGUAUUUUUAGCAGCAGAGGCAUUGAGAGCCUAUGGAGGUAUUCUUGUGAAUCAGAAUGGAAAACGUUUCUGUGAUGAAUUGGGUCGAAGAGAUUAUGUCUCUGAAAUGAUCUUUAAACAUUGUCAACCUGAAAUUCCAGAAGGUGGACAUGUCACUGCUUAUCUUUUAAUGAAUGAUUAUGUUGCAAAAUCAUUUAGUGAAUCUCUAUUAGGAUUUUAUCUUUCCAAAGGAUUUAUUAAAAAGUAUAAUAAUUUAGAACAUGCAUUUAAUGAAACAUUGAAACAAGUGAAAGGAAUGAAUUAUGAAACAUUAAUUGAUACGAUUGUCAAGUAUAAUAAUUAUUAUGAAGAGAGUAAAAAGAGUAGUAGUAGUGGUGGUGGUGGCAAUAAUGAUUCAAGUGAUGGACAAGAGAACACCACUCCUAGUAGUACUACUACGAAUGCUUUUGCAGAUCCAUUUGGAAAGACUCUCUUUCCUACUAAUUUCUCAUUCAAUGAUACCAUAUACAUUUCAAGAAUUACUCCAAGCAUUCACUACACUCAUGGUGGACUUGUCUUUGAUGACAAGGCAAGAGUAUUAAGAAAAUCACAAAAUAAUUCUUUUCAAGUCAUUCCAAAUUUGUAUACAGCAGGAGAAGCAAGUGGAGGUUUGCAUGGUUUGAAUCGAUUAGCAGGAAAUAGUUUGCUUGAAUGUGUGGUAUUUGGAAGAAUUGCUGCUCGUGACAUCAUGAAGAAGAAAUAA